Molecule: messenger RNA, 417 nt
Organism: Suillus subalutaceus
Lineage: Eukaryota; Fungi; Basidiomycota; Agaricomycetes; Boletales; Suillaceae
Exons: 4
Coding region: 30-296 (88 amino acids)
Source: RefSeq, a predicted model, not a curated record
CCAAACUAACUCUUUCUAGCGGCAAUCUCAUGAAACCUUCCCUCAAUCUCCUUCUCUUCACCUCGCAACUCACAAGGUCUCUCGGCUUCAGAGGCACCGUACUGCCUUCCAUCAAUUUUGCCAAGAUCCUCCGCGCUGUAGCACUUGCUUUUGGUCGUCUCGCAGCUGUGGAAGCUCGUCUGGAAGGCAAAUAUGACUUGGUGUCGGAUGCGUCGGGAGAGACAGCGAAGAAGCCGCGUGAGUGCUCUACGACGGAGGCGCACGUGAAUGGGACCUCACAACAUACUUGCGAUUGACCAAACAUGUGGAUUCGAUAUACAAGACCCCAAUCCCCAUCCUCGGAAUCCACCCCCUCAGAAAUCCUCUCAAGGCCAAACACCACCACCAUCGUCCACGCACUCACGCUCACGCUCCGAC